Molecule: messenger RNA, 318 nt
Organism: Purpureocillium lilacinum
Lineage: Eukaryota; Fungi; Ascomycota; Sordariomycetes; Hypocreales; Ophiocordycipitaceae
Source: RefSeq, a predicted model, not a curated record
AUGGCGGCAGCCCGCUUACUACCCUACCCUAGGUGUCGGUUUCAGUUCAGACGUCUCCUCGGCCUUUGGGGCUUCACCACCACCACUCACCGGAGCGCACGUACGUACAUACUGCGUACGUGUAUUCCCGUUGGCAACGAAACCGAAGGAACCCCCCGCGCGCCCUCCACGCUCGUCUAUACGUGCACUGUACGGACAACGCUCGUGCGCCCCUCCUCCUCGUCUCCUCCCUGCCUUGGGCCCCCCUCACCCCCAUUGUCGCCGUCAUUGCGAGAAUGCGGCGUGCGUAAUACUCCGUACGGAGCAACAAGACAGUGA